Rotaria sordida is the source of this 1131-nucleotide messenger RNA. NCBI's taxonomy places the organism in Eukaryota, Metazoa, Rotifera, Eurotatoria, Philodinida, Philodinidae. The record is from the annotation of a GenBank genome assembly.
AUGUCACUCAAUACUGAAGAUGAAUUAUAUCCUAUUGUCAUCGAUAAUGGUUCUGGUACAAUCAAAGCCGGUUUUCCUACUGAUGAUAAACCUCGAGUAAUUUUUCCUACCGUAAUUGGUCGUCUACGUUAUCCGAAAACUCUAUAUGAAACGAGUCAAUAUAUUGGAGGCGAAGCAAUAAAAAGUAAAGAAAUUUUAUCUAUUCAUUAUCCAAUUGAACAUGGUAUUAUUACAAAUUGGGAUGAUAUGGAAAAAAUUUGGCAUCAUACUUUUGCUAAUGAACUUCGUGUUGCACCAGAAGAACAUCCGAUUUUACUUAGUGAAGCACCAUUAAAUCCUAAAGCUAAUCGUGAAAAAAUGGCAAAAAUUCUUUUUGAACAAUUUAAUACACCUGCUAUGUAUGUAGCUAAUCAGGGUGUUCUUUCUUUUUAUAGUUUAGGUAAAACAGCUGGUGUAAUUCUUGAAAUUGGUGAUGAUGUUUCACAUAGUGUACCAAUCAAUGAAGGUUAUGCUAUACCACAUGCAAUUAAUCGUCUCGAUAUAGCUGGACGAGAUUUAACUGAUUUCAUGGUUCGACUAUUAGCUGAACGUGGUUAUACAUUUACAACGACAGCUGAACGUGAAAUUGUUCGAGAUAUUAAAGAAAAUCUUGGUUAUAUUGCAUUAGAUUUUGAACAAGAAUUAUUAGCAUCAAUUCAUUCAAAUAAUAUUAAGGAGAGUUAUAAAUUGCCAGAUGGUGAAAUAGUAACUAUUGAUAAUGAACGUUUUCGAUGUUCUGAAGCACUUUUUGUACCAGCUAUAAUGAACCGAGAAGAGCCUGGUAUUGCUGAAACGGUUUAUAGUACAAUUAUGAAAUGUGAUAUUGAUAUUCGAAAAGAAUUAUAUUUAAAUACUGUUCUUUCAGGAGGAACAACAAUGUUUUCAGGAAUUGUUGAUCGAAUGCAAAAAGAAAUAACAGCAUUAGCUCCAUCAACAGUGAAAAUUCGUAUUAUUGCUCCUCAAGAACGAAACUAUGCAGUUUGGAUUGGUGGUUCAAUUCUUAGUUCAUUAUCAACAUUUCAAACAAUGUGGAUAACAAAACAAGAAUAUAAUGAAUUUGGUCCAUCGAUUGUACAUCGAAAAUAUUUUUAA